AUGUCAACCCACUCUACACCGAGGGAUCCCAUCAAUAGUAGUAAAGACCGUGGAAUCGACGACUGGGAGUUUGAAGAUCCGAGCUUUACUGCGGCAUCAGUGAUACGUGCAACGCUGUUCAGCUCCUGGGUAAAUCUCCUUCUCAUCUGUGUGCCAGCUGGAUUCGCAGUCAACUAUACCCGUGGUAAGUCCACAGAGACUUUUAUCAUCAACUUCUUUGCAAUCAUUCCUCUAUCAAAGAUGAGCGAAUUUACUUUGCACGAGAUCGAAAUUCGCAACGAAUCUCUGGCAAGCUUUUUAUAUGUCACUCUGUGUAACUUUGUGCAGCUGGUCUGCAGUAUAAUUCUUCUUAAGGACAACAAAAUUUCGAUCUUGCAAACUACGCUCAUAGGAGGCAUCUUGAGUAAUAUUCUACUUGUUCUGGGCAUCAGCAUCAUUCUCGGUGGUUAUGAAAGAAUACAGCAAAAUUAUAACAUCGUGCUUGCACACACUUCCGCGAACCUUUUAUCGCUCGCUUCGACAAGUUUGCUUAUUCCAACCUCUGCUCAUUUACUUUCACAGAUCAACGUGAAGAACCUAGUCAAACAGCCGCGCGGGGCCUCGGUGGUUUUGUUGAUUGUUUACUUCGCAUACGCUUUUUUCUUCUAUAAGUCACAUGCAGAAUUAUGCAGCAAGCCUUCUCCAAAAGCCGAAAAAAGAAUAAAGAGGGUCUACGCAAGGGAUACUGAACGUGGCAUAGCCCAAAUUGCAAGAAUGACCGCUGGUUCAAUAGGUGAUCCUACCACGCAAGUCCUGAGGCUAGAAGACCCCGAUGCUGAGCCUGAUGAUCCGAAACUAUAUCAUUAUACCGCGCUGGCCAUUCUCGUGGUUACAACAGUAUUGAUGGGCUUCUGUACGCAGUUCGCAGUGGACAGUAUUGACAGUCUCAGCCAAAAGGCCAAUCUCUCGAAAACCUUCAUCGGGCUCAUUCUACUGCCAAUUCUGAACAACGACAUAGGCCCGGUGGAGCAAGCAUUGGCCGACAAAAUGGAUCUGACUAUACAGUUUACAAUCGGGAAAUGCUUGCAGACGGCACUUUUCGUGCUACCAUUUACGGUUCUGUUAGGCUGGUGCAUGAAGGUAGAUAUGACGCUCAAUUUUGAUGGAUUUGAGGUCGUCAGCCUGUUCGCGUCCAUCCUGCUGCUUAAUUACCUAAUCUAUGAAGGGAAAUCUACAUGGUGA
Penicillium cosmopolitanum is the source of this 1221-nucleotide messenger RNA. RefSeq lists its product as uncharacterized. Gene Ontology annotation, biological process: calcium ion transmembrane transport; intracellular calcium ion homeostasis. The transcript has 2 exons. The record is from RefSeq and is a predicted model, not a curated record. Gene Ontology annotation, molecular function: calcium:proton antiporter activity. Lineage: Eukaryota; Fungi; Ascomycota; Eurotiomycetes; Eurotiales; Aspergillaceae. Gene Ontology annotation, cellular component: fungal-type vacuole membrane. Bases 1 to 1221 code for a protein of 406 amino acids.